GCCGUUUCGCCUGCAUCAGCGGUGAUGCAAACGCGGACACCGCACCAGCGGCACCAUGACAAGGUGGAGAAGCGACUGCUCGAAAAGUUCGGGGUAAGGGAUGUCCUCGUCGAUUCGGACGAGCACGCCAAGAUCAAUGAGAUGGUCUCGCGCGUGGCCACGUUGGCCGCGGAGGACAACCUUCGUGAAGAUGGCUUCUUCUUUGCCGACGGAGUGUAUACUGCAUCAAGAAUGUACAAAAUGACGCCAGGAAUGGUGAAUCGCUCGUUUACAGCUCAUGUGAAGCCCGUCUACAGCGUCCUUCCGUUCAGCGACGGGAUGCAUGUCGCGACAGUAGGAAUGGACAGCAUGUGCGUGUGGGCCAUGGACCAAGUCGCCCCGGUUGCCUCGCUCGGGCGAAGUGCUGUAACGAGCAAUAUGUGCAUUACAAUUGGGGCUGCCAGUGCGUCGAACGUCGCGAUCUGUGCAGGAACGGAGCCCACGAUGUGUCGUUGGGACAAGGACGCGGCAAAGAUAACACUUCAACAUCGCGGCACGUUUGGCCAUGACGACAUCAUAACGAGCUGUUGUUUCAGCCCUGACGAAUCCGUCUUUGUCACGGCAUCCAUGGACUCUACCUGCAUCUUCUGGGAUGCCAACACCAUGAAGCUCAUUGGCGUGCUCCCAGCCCACCAUGGCGGGGUGUCCUGGUGCGGGUUUGCCGGACGGUACCUAUACACAUGCAGCGCGCUGGACUACCUCAUCAAGCGAUGGGAUGUUGCUGCUUGGCUUCACGCACAGAAGUCCGACGCACUCUCCACCGGCAAUUCAGGCGACCCUUCAAACAAGGACGAUGCAAGCGAUCGGACAGCAUUAACGGGUCACUCCAGCGCAGCGCACGACGUCACCCCGACGGCAGCCCACGCGCCAACUCCCAACGAUACACGAGCGACGCCUUUCACACCGUCCAGUGCAAAGAUCGUGCCAUCCACCCUCGAAACGCCGUCACAGCUCGAGCCGUCCAAGUUACUCGACUGGACCGCCAGGCAAAAGUACAAUCGAGCGUUGGACGCGUUGUUUUCACCGGACGUGACUUUGCAAACACUCACGGUUGGGCACCACCUGCCACAGUUUUGUUUGAACGACGACUGGACGCACAAUCGUCAUCGCGAUAGCUCCGACUUUGACCUGCUCUUGCCCCCGUUGUUUCCGUUUCGAUCCCCGGACGAUGGCGCCACCGAGGGCCUCCGCGAAGCCGACGACGACCCCGUCAAGCUUGCACAGCUCGAGUCGAUCGAUAUCUUGACGCUGCUCGAUCCAUCGUCGUCCAUCAGGCACCCACUGUGCAACGAGCGUGUGACGUUCCAUGCGAAUGACAUUUUUCUUGACGAUGCCGCGGUCGUGGAGUUUCAAAAGAGGUCGGCGCAAGGGGUAUUUGUCCAGCACACCCAUACGAUCAACUGGUGCGCGGUGGGGGCGUCAUCCGCGGAUGCGAUUUCCACCGACGCUGUCGACGUCCUCGUGUCUGUUUCCUCGGACAAAUGCAUCAAGUUUUGGAACGCAGCAUGCGGCACACACAUGCACACAAUUCGCAAUGCCCACGACCGCGAUAUCCUGACGUGCGCGUUGUCCGCCCACCCAACGACUGCCUACUUGGCCACAGGGAGCAGCGACAGCUUUGUCAAGAUCUGGAACCCUUCCACGUUUGAGUGCGUCUUCACCCUGCGUGGCCACUACGACUCGGUGCUGUCGGUAUCGUUCACCCCGACGGGGCAUUGCGUGUACUCGUCCGGGCGCGACGCGCAAGUGAUCAAGUGGCAGGUCAUUCCAACGGAGCCUGACGUUCCCGCGCAACCCGUGGUGUUUCAUGUCGAUUGCCACGCAAUCACGAUCACGUGGACAGAGCCGUUGGGCAAUGGAUCACGCAUCGACAAGUACCAGAUAAAAGUGUCCAAGGACCAAGGCGCCUUCGGCGCACCGUUCGACGUGCCGGCGGAGGAGCGGAUGCACACUGUCGUGAGCCUUGACCCAGGAUGCACGUACACGUUUUGUGUAGCGGCAAUCAAUCGCAUUGGAUCCAGCGCGUUCAGCGUUCCCACCAUGCCCGUCGAGACGGUGGCUUACCGGCCGUCUACGAUCAAAAAGCCAUGCAGAGUGUCCGACGUAGGAACCCGCAGCGUCGUGUUGGAGUGGUUCGUGCCCAGUGCCAAUGGCGCGCGCAUCUCGCAUUACCACGUUCGGUGCAUUCCGGAGGAUCCGCUGCACAUCGACGCAACGGUCGACGUCACUGUAUCGGUGGAAGCCAUCGCGGCAGAGCAUCAGGCGGCCCAAGAUGCCAUCCAAGCUGACAAAGAUCGAAAGGACAAGGUGCGCGAGGCCCGUCGCCUUGCGGCCAAAACGAAGCGACGACAGACGUGCAUCGAACGCAGUGAUAAACUUCGACAGCAAAGCGAGCGGCGCGUUGAACGACUGGCCACGGGCGGUGCAUCGACCGCGGCUGUCACUGCCCACGUGGCCCCGGAGCCGUUCACCCUCAAGUACACAAUCCACUGCGUACAGCCUGGAAUGAUCUACCAAUUUCAAAUCGCCGCCGAGAAUCGAUGCGGUGUCGGCGACUACAACGUCCCGUCUUCGUAUGUCAAGACGAUAUCGUGCGCGCCGGAUGCACCCGCCGCCCCAACCAUCGGUAACGUGGCGUCGCACUCGGUCGACAUGACGUGGGUCAAACCCCGCCACAACGGCAGCGACAUCGUCCACUACACUCUUGAGUGGGCCCAAGACGGGCGAGACGUGGAGAGCACAAUCGUGCUGGCGCGGAGCCUUCCCAGCACUCUGUACACCAUCACAGCGCUGGAUGCGGGCAGGUCGAUGCGAGUGCGGCUACAAGCAUCCAACGUGAUCGACAAGAAGGUGCUCGAUUCUCCCUUUUCGCCGUGGUCCGACAUCGUGGCGACACUCCCGAGUGUGCCUGCUGCUCCGGCGAUGCCAGUGCUGACCGCAGCAACAUCUCACACACUCACCAUGACGUUCCAUGCGCCUUGCGACAACGGGCAACCUAUCCUGCGAUACUACGUCAUGGUAUUCGUCGACGACGACUCGUACGGAGUCGCGUCCCGCCGAUUCGUGGAGCAGAUUGUGUGGCCCGUGGACGCUUUGCACGGCGCGAUCGGUUUGUAUGAGAUGAACCUCGUCGGUCUCCGUGGCACCAAACGCUAUGUGGUGUCGAUUUCGGCUGAAAAUGCACUUGGAAAAGGCGACUUUAGUCCAGUGAGCCAUGCCCUCGCAACGAAACCUGCCAUUGUCCCCGACGUUGUUCCAGCCCCGAAGGUGUUGAAUGUCGAGCCGACCAAGGUCGACUUGGAAUGGACAGUCCCAUCCCACGACGGAGGCAGUCCCCUCAUAGCGUAUUCGAUUGACUACAGCACGAACGACGGGCCGUUUGAGAGCGAGUUCAAGCUGCAUCGCAUGGACACGAGGUUGACGCUCGACUUUUUGAAACCCAAGACGACGUACUCGUUUCGAGUGGCGGCGGUCAACGCUGCCGGCAUGGCGACGUACUCGACGCCGACAGCCAAGACCGUCACGCCGAGUUUGGUGGAGCACACGCUGCGCCAGUAUUUCCUACAUCGCCCCCCUGAGGAGCACAAUGCAGCCACGAGCAUCCAGAAGCAAUUUCGAUGGUGGAAAACAACGACGCAAGAGCGCGCGGCGUUUGCGAAGUUCAUGCGGCACAGUCUAGACAACUGGAACUUGUUGUAACUUUAAAAGGCCGAAGGCGCAGUUGGUCUCUCG
Messenger RNA from Aphanomyces invadans, 3771 nucleotides. RefSeq lists its product as hypothetical. Lineage: Eukaryota; Oomycota; Saprolegniomycetes; Saprolegniales; Verrucalvaceae. The record is from RefSeq and is a predicted model, not a curated record. Gene Ontology annotation, molecular function: protein binding. The transcript has 18 exons. The coding region runs from base 25 to 3738 and encodes 1237 amino acids.